AUGAGCGAGAGACUUGAACUUUCGCUUACCCCCUUGGGUACUCGAGCCCCACAAACCCUUUUAAGCAUGCUGAACAAGAAGAUCGAGAGUCUCACGGUGGAUUCAGACCUUUUGGAUUCGCUGGAGCAGCCAGUCAAAAUUCAAAGAAUAGUACAGGAAGCCAUUCUGCUCGCAGGGGGUGCUGCUGCUGUCUUAUUGCAGGUAGCUGAGCCGGGCGUUGGAAAAGGGGUGAACUCCCACAGCAAAUUCGCAGACAGACCGAUGGACCGUCUCCGUACUACCAUGACAUAUAUCUACUGCAUGGCUUACGGCACCCGAGAGGAGAGGAGAUCAGUCAUAGAGAUGGUUCAUCGAGCACACGCACCCGUCAAGGGACCAGGUUACAACGCCAAUGACCCUACUCUGCAGUUGUGGGUAGCGGCAACACUCUACGCUGUUGGAACUGAUCUUCACCAACGGGUCUUUGGAAAAUUGGAUGAAGGGCUGUCUGAGGCGAUAUAUCAAGAGUAUUCAAUUCUGGCUACAUCGCUUCGUGUACCUGCAGGAAUGUGGCCCGCUAAUCGUUUGGCGUUUUGGCAAUAUUGGGAUGUCAAGAUUGCGACCUUGGAGAAUCUGAUCACCGAUGAGGCCAAAAAUGUGGCAAAUGAUCUAUUGCGCAACAAAAAAGUACCCAUUCAAAUCCGUGUCAUUCUUCCCAUAGUGCGUCUCACUACGGCUGAGAUGUUACCCCCGAGGAUCCGCGAGGCAUAUGGUCUAAAAUCAACAAAGAUGCGAAGGGGUUUUAAUCGCUUCUUGAUGGGAUUCACUAAAGCGACAUACCCUUGUCUUCCUCGCUGGAUAAGAACCUAUCCCAUGCGGUACUAUCUGAAGGAUAUGCGACGGAGAAUCGCUAAGAUGGCUUAA
Penicillium odoratum is the source of this 903-nucleotide messenger RNA. RefSeq names its product oxygenase MpaB family protein. The transcript has a single exon. Bases 1 to 903 code for a protein of 300 amino acids. Gene Ontology annotation, molecular function: oxidoreductase activity. Lineage: Eukaryota; Fungi; Ascomycota; Eurotiomycetes; Eurotiales; Aspergillaceae. The record is from RefSeq and is a predicted model, not a curated record.